AUGCAUCUGGAAAUGAGCUUCAUAGACUUUUAUGCUACUAUGUCAGACAUCAAGUCUACGUUGAAAAUAAUUUGUGAUCACACAAAUAAUGUCUCACUUUCUGACUCGCGUUUACAUAGAGAACGCAAAAGAAAAAUUCCAGUUUACAGCGAGCAAUCCGGAUUGUUCGGUACACCUUCAUCAAGUCCGAUAAAGAAAGUUACUAAUGAUUUAAAAUCUUCGGAAUAUUCCACUCCAUUACCUAACAAGAGUUGCUCAAAUGGUGAAAAUGCGCAGAUUAAAGAUUCUUCAACUCACCACGAAGUGGAUCAAUCCAUAACUAGCACUGACUCAGUAACUUCAGAACAG
Ambispora gerdemannii is the source of this 348-nucleotide messenger RNA. The record is from the annotation of a GenBank genome assembly. NCBI's taxonomy places the organism in Eukaryota, Fungi, Glomeromycota, Glomeromycetes, Archaeosporales, Ambisporaceae.